This is a messenger RNA of Trichosurus vulpecula (common brushtail), 3429 nucleotides long. RefSeq names its product FA core complex associated protein 100 (gene FAAP100). Gene Ontology annotation, cellular component: nucleoplasm; Fanconi anaemia nuclear complex. The record is from RefSeq and is a predicted model, not a curated record. Lineage: Eukaryota; Metazoa; Chordata; Mammalia; Diprotodontia; Phalangeridae. Bases 115 to 2781 code for a protein of 888 amino acids. The transcript is spliced from 10 exons. Gene Ontology annotation, biological process: interstrand cross-link repair.
CAAAGCCCGGCCCUGGGGCAUCUGCACCAGCAGCAGCUGCCACCGCCUCGUGCCCCACGCCUGUGCUUUCCCUCCCUUCCUUAGGUUCUCAUCAGGCAGCUGUAUGGCAGGAGGAUGGCAGAGGACAACCAACGGGUGGAUUAUCUGGCCGGGUUUUGCUGCCCGGUCGGGGGUCUGGCUGCGGGCAAACCCCGGGUGCUGUGCCACGAGUCAGAAAUCUAUCUCUCCAAUGGGAGUGAAUUCGUCUAUAUCUACAACCAAGAGGGAAAGCUGCUGAAUGCUGUGUAUAGGUUUCCUGAUCAAGUCUGGCAUCUGGAGCUCCUCCCCUUACGUAGGGAGCUCUAUGUCCUGUGUGCUCGAAAUGGCAUUUACUGUUUGCCACUGGACUCUCAAAGCAGGUUGGUGAACCAGACUGAUGGAGAGGACAAAGAAGGUGAUUUCCCUUCAAGUGUGUUUCCUGUGGACUCAGACUCCUGUGUCUUCCCUGAUGCUACUCUGUGUGCUUUCACGGUUCUGAAUGACAUCAUCAUCACCCUGGCUCAGGGCCCAUCCAAAUGGAGGAUGAGACUGUUUGAGCAGCCUCAAGGUUCAGAUGAGGACCCCAGGCCAGGGAGCCAGUUCAGUGAGGUGGAGUUCUCUACCUGCAUUUUGCCAUCAGGGAGCAAUGGAAAACCUCUGGCCUCUCGCUUCCUCCCAGUCCUGUGCUGUGCAUCCCCUCCAGGCACUAGUGUUCCCCACACACCUUGGUGUAGUUCUGGAGGUUUUGUGCUGGAGGAGACCCUGUUUGGUUUGCUGUUUGGAGCAGAUGCUGCCCUUCUGGAGUCUCCCAUGAUCCUUUGUGGUUUUCCAGAUGGUCAACUGUGCUGUGUGCCUUUGAAGGCCCUGUUGUCUCCUGAGGUGGCUCUUGGUGGCCCAGAAACCCCUGUCAAGAUACUUCAUCACUUAGAAGAGCCUGUGGUCUUCAUUGGAGCUCUAAGAACAGACCCAAGGAUCCUAGAAGACAUGGAUGAGAAACCACUAAGUGAAGACACAAGCUGUGACUGUAUGGUAGCUGUUGGUCACUAUGGCAAAAUGAUGGCCAUUAAAUCCAGUCGGGAAGAAGGAGGAAACCUGGUGCCAGAACUCAGAGAAUACUAUAUUAGAGGACCUAUUCUCUGUGCUGCCUGUGGUGUGGGAAGCCGCAUGUAUUACAGCACCCAUUCUGAUCUUUCUGUGGUUGACCUGGCUUGUAACAGCAACCCCUCAGACCCUGAGAAGAUAGAUAAUGCCCAGGGGGUCCUACCUUCAGUUCUGUCUCCAGCCAGUUUAAGUAUCUGUAGUGUUGUGACCCUUUCUGUGUCUUCUAGGGCACCUAAAGGUGAAGCAGAGCUGCUGGCCCUGUCUGCUAAGGGCCGACUAAUGACCUGCAGUCUGGAUCUGGGUUCUGAGGAUUCUCGACCAGUGAGGAUGACCACAGGAAAAGUGGGUCAAAAAAUUAAGGAAUUACUCUCUGGAAUUGGCAAUGUCUCUGAGAGAGUGUCUUUCCUGAAGAAGGCCGUUGAUCAGCGGAACCGUGCCCUGACGUGCCUCAAUGAAGCCAUGAAUGUGAGCUGUGCCCUUCUGUCUAAUCGAGAAGGACCAAAGCCCAUUAAUUGUACCACCACCACUGCCUGGAGCCGAUUUCAACUCCGGGAUGUGCUGACAGCCACUUGUUUGCUUGAGAAUAGUAGUGACUACAGUCUAGACCAAGGGUGGACCUUUUGCAUUCAGGUGUUUACUAGUUCCUGUGCCUUAGAAGUGGACUCUGUUGGCUCUGCCAUCACUUACACCAUUCCAGUUGAUCAGCUCACUCCUGGCAGUAAAAGAGAAGUGACAUUACCACUUGGCUCCAAUGAAAAUGGCAAACUAGACCUACCUGUGACCAUAUCCUGUGCACUAUUUUACAGCCUCAAAGAGAUUCUGGGCAGUGCUUUAACUUCUUCAGAUUCUCUGGAUGCCCCUUUUUUUGAUGACUGCCCCCCUGACAUCCUACCUGACCGGGAUGGUAUCUUCUUGCCCCUGGGUGAAUACACUGUGGACAUGCUGCAGUGCCUUCGUUUCCCUAGCCUUGCAGUGGCUGAAGUGCAAGUUCCAGGCCUUCCCAGCCCUACCAGUGACCCUGUGAAAACCUUUUUAGAAGCCUCCAGGGGGCAAGUAGAGCCUGAACAUAUGAAAAACAUCGAGCCAAUGGGACCAGACUUUCUUAGAGCCAAGUACCUUCCACCAUCAGUGGCCUCAGUCAAGGUGUCAUCUGAGUUGCUCAAAAAUGCCCUGAAAGAAUAUUGCUUAGAAGUCCCCCUGUGUUGUGCUACUCUCCAGUGGCUAUUGGCUGAGAAUUCCAUAGUGGACAUAGUGAAGACGCAGGUGCUGACAGAAGUCCAGGGGGUGGCCCCAGAUGGAAACGACAUCCACCUCCUCGUUCGAGAGGUGGCUGUGACUGAGCUGUGCCCUGCGGGGCCCAUCCAGGCUGUGGAAAUCCAGAUGGAGAGCCCCUCUCUGGCUAACAUGUGCAGGGUGCAUCAUGCAGUGAUCAGACGCAUCCAGAUAAUGAUCAUGGACCAGGCUGCUCAGGGUUCUAACCCACCUGAUCUCCGUGUGCAGUAUCUUCGUCAGAUCCAUGCCAAUCAUGAGAUACUACUCAAGGAGGUACAGUCUCUGAGAGAUCGUCUGUGUGUUGAGGAUGACGCCAGUGCCAGCGCUGCUGCAGAGAAACUCCUGCAAGUCUACAAGCAGCUUCGAAACCCAAGCCUCAUCCUGCUGUGACCUCUGGUGCUGGUUCUUCUAUUAAGCAGCUCUGACAUUUCACCUCUUGACUGCUAGAAAAUCUUCCAUAUGAUCCCUAAGGAUGGGAUUGAAGAUACCCUCUCCAUUGAGAAGCCAAGCAGUGUGCAGUAAUAGAGGCGGUGGAAAUCUUCUGACACCCCCCAGGAUGGGGAUGUCUAAGCCUGAUGAGGGCCCUUUCAUGCCAGAGAAAGGUUUUGAGGGGUGGAUCUGUUUUUAACUUUUUUGAUAUUAUACAACACCAGAGAAUGAGCUAGCCUCUCCUGAACAGGAACAUCUAACCCUGCCUAGAGCAGAACUCAUCCCCAUUCCCACUGACACCUCCCAUUCCCUGCCCAUUUGCUUCCCCUUUGGGUAAUUGAGGCUGAAGAGCAGUGAGUAUUUUCUGUCAUUCUUAGGAUAACUGCCUCAUGCAUGAAUGGUUCUUGAGCCUUGUACCCAUGGCAUGAUGAGAAUAGGUGAUGUAUAUUUUGUGUGUUGCUUGUGAGUGCUAGUUUAGCUUCUGAUGUUCGUAGCUCAGCAGUGGCUUUGUGUUUCACAGUGGAAAGAACCUGUCAUUUCAACCCACGUUCAUAGUUUCCCAUAACAGUGGCCAGAAUGCUAAAUAACUAAAUAACUACAUAUUAGAAA